AUGAAUGACAGCCUGUUUGUCAGUCUGGACAGACUUUUGCUAGAAUUUGUUUUCCAGUAUGAACAAGAUAUAAGUACUAAAGAAGAUAUAGUUCAGCGAAUUAAUAAAUGCUUUGAAGAUAUUAAACAAUGCAAAGCUACUGUUUGUAAGAUACAUGAAACUAUAAAUACGACAGAUGAGGAAAUUGGUCAUUACUGUAAACAUAGGAAAGAGAUCAAAGACAACUGUAGUAGCUGGAAGCCAACAUGUGAUGUAUUUCAUAAACAUGAAGACUACAUGCAGGAGCAAUUUAUUAUUUAUCAAGAAACUAUUGAAAAAGACAAAAAAGUAUACCAUGGUUAUAUAUGUCAGUAUAAAGAUGUUUUAAAGCAAUACCAACUAAAAUUCUCAGAAACACCCCUCUCACAUGAAUAUUAUGAGAAGAAAAGAGAAUAUGAAGAAAUUCAAAACAGAGUGUUGGCAUGUACUGAACAACUGAAAAUGAAUGAAAAUAUUUUUAUGGAAUUUUUAGUGCCUGCUCCCUUUCCAUCACUUACCAGUUGGACACUACAUAUGGUUAAUUUGAGAUACAAAACACAAGAUAUUCUUAAACAUGCUAACCAGUUUUCCAAAAGAUCAUGUGACUUGAAGAAAGAAAUAGAUGACAUGGAAAUAGAAAUUAAUUAUUUAAACCAGCAGAUUGCAAGACAUUAUGAAAUGAAGAAUCUUCCAGAAACUCUAGAAGAAAAAAAUAAAAAUGUAGAAAAGAGAAAGGAAUUGAAAGAAAGAAUUUUUGAAAAAGAUCCACAACCUGUACUUAUGUUGAACAAAACCCCUCAAAACAAUCAAUUAUUUCUUCCAUAUGAAUCUCAGAAAUUAGUCAAACCAAUAAAGAUGCAUUCUUCAGAACCAAGAGUUAUAGAUAAAAAAGAAGAAAGUUCUGUGAGGCAGUCAAAGCUUGCCAGUGUUGACUUCAAGCAAAAAGAAAAUGAUGCAUGUGUAUUGAAUGACUCUGCUGUGAAUAACCAUCCAAAAUGUACACAUGUUACGCCGGCUUUUAAAAAUUCACAAAAUGUUAUGCAGUUCAGAUUAGUAACCCCACAGAAACAAUCAAACUGCAAUCAGUGGUUAGAAAAGAGAGAUACAGAUGCUGAGUGUGGAGAUAAAGGGACGAUAAGACAAUUGCCAGAAUCAAAAUGUGCUUCACAAAUUACAUAUGCAGAACAUUUUGGGAAGCCAAUAGAAAGUAAUAGUGAUGAAAUAGAAGAAAGGGCUGGGAUUUUUCCACGAACUCCUGAAAUUCCUUUAUUUUUAAGGACUGCUGAAGAUGUGAAAACACCUGACUCUGUGGAGAAAUUACCUAAAACCCCCUCAUUUGAAAUAAAUAGAGAUACGGCUACUGAGAGUCAAACCCAAAAGGACUCCCCUGGAUUUUCUUUUUUAAUGAGUUAUACUUCUCGAUCCCCUGGAUUGAAUUUAUUUGAUUCUUCUGUAUUUGAUUCGGAAAUCUCAUCACACCAGUUUAGUGAACAUUAUUCUUCAGAAAAUUUAAAUCCUCUCUCAUCACAACAAGAAAUUGGAAACUUAUUUGGGAAACCAGAGAAAGAAGAUGCUUUUACUUUUUCUUUCCCAUCAGACUCUUCAACUCAUACAUUUGGUGCUGGAAGAGAUGAUUUUAGUUUUCCGUUUUCAUUUGAACAGGAUCAAAACUCAGCACUUUCUUCUGUAAAAGGAUUUUCAUCUUCCUCACAAAAUACAACACAAUUUACUUUUUUUUGA
Messenger RNA from Rangifer tarandus platyrhynchus (Svalbard reindeer), 1758 nucleotides. Lineage: Eukaryota; Metazoa; Chordata; Mammalia; Artiodactyla; Cervidae. The record is from the annotation of a GenBank genome assembly.